Messenger RNA from Fusarium keratoplasticum, 972 nucleotides. RefSeq names its product WSC domain-containing protein. NCBI's taxonomy places the organism in Eukaryota, Fungi, Ascomycota, Sordariomycetes, Hypocreales, Nectriaceae. The coding region runs from base 1 to 972 and encodes 323 amino acids. The transcript has 2 exons. The record is from RefSeq and is a predicted model, not a curated record.
AUGCUCAACUACCUUUUGAUCGCCGCCUUUGGGGCCAUCGCCGUCCUUGGCCAGACCUCGUACGGGUCCGAACCCGAGCCGUUCAAAUACUGGGGCUGCGCUACAGUCGAUGCAGCGGGCUUCAGUGAACCCGUCCAGUUUCCUUCUGGCGUCUUGAGCCAUGAAUCCUGCCAGGCAGCUUGUGCAGGCCACAUCUUUGCUGCAGUGUCUCCUGAUGCUUGUCGUUGCGGAAACGACCCCGAUGCGAUCCAUGCUGUUGACGAGGGCUCCUGCAACCAUCCCUGCUUCGAGAAUCCCGACUCUCCUAUGUGCGGCGGGAUCUGCCCGGAGGGAAAGCCAAGAAUCUCUACCUUGUUCAUCAUUGAUACUGUAUUUCUACAGGACGAGGUUCUUCCCGAGCGAGUCAACCCAGAGAAUCCAGCAGUUCCGGCCAACAACACUCCUGUACCCCCGUUAAUGGAGCAAUCCGCUGCGUCGAGCGCCCUCGCGGAGGAGGUCUCUGAGACAGAGAUAUCACCUCCCGAGAUUGGGGUGUCACAGGUACUUCCUCCGCCAACUGAUGCUCCCCUACCCCCUCCGGAGACGUCAGCCCCUGCGCCUCCAUCGGCUUCAACACCUGGUGAAUCCCUGCCCAGCACUUCAGUGAGCGAGCCAGAGUCAACUAUUCCAGUGCCGCCUACCAUUCUCCUCUCGACCAGCACCUCGCCUCAGGAAAACCCUCCUGCAACAUCCGCCUCGGAUAUAUCCAGCUCGACUUUGGCCACCGAUAUUCCACCCGACUCUUCCGUGGAGUCCGUCACUAGCGAGACCCUUCUGACAGAAACUCUUCCUGAGCCUAUUCCCUCGAUUACGCCAAACAGAAAUGACGGACCUGUGCCUUCCCAGGUCCUUGUGUCCGAGUCGAGCCAGUUCGAGGUCCCGGUCCUUACGGCACUGGGCGAGCUGCUCCUGAUUGCUGUUAUGAUUGCAUAA